AUGGAUUUCAGCACACCUCUACAGUUCCCUUAUUGGGCUCCCGCGGAUACGAUUCCGGCUCCCCUACCUACCUUCAACGAAAUCGUUUCGACGGGGUCGAUCAUCCGGCGCUCCACGGUCUACCCGGAGCGUUGUCUGGCCCUUCAUCAUCAUGGAGAACAUCCUGGCGCGGAUCUCCACAAGCUCAACCCCGUGUUAUCCAACAGCCAGAGAUCAGGAAUCCUGUCACGCCUCGCUGGUCAGGUGAACGAAUUGCGCCAGCUUGGUGACACAGGGUAUUUUGGUGCCCUCAGUCGGCGGCCUUUCGAAGCGUCGUAUCUGGCAGGUUCCGGCCCUUUCGAUUCACUCAAUGACUUCAUGGACGCUUUCCUCGACAGGCGAGGCUUCAUGGUGGAUGAGCGCAGCCCUCGACCCUUGGUCGAAGGCAGGAACAGGUUUCGGGCUUCGCUUAUUCAGGCUCUUCACGGCAGCGAGCGUCCAGUCUUCACACAUGGAGACAAUCAUACCCGCAACAUCAUGAUUCGUGAGAACGGAACUCCUGUUCUCAUUGACUGGGAGAUGAGCGGUUGGUAUCCCGCGUUCUGGGAGUACUUCCGUAUGGCCUCGCUUCAUCUGGAACAACUGACUUUGUUGUCGUCAUUGCUUGAGGCCCGCUAUCCCCCUGUUUUGCAGCUUCUCGGUGACUUCCACCAAACCUGGGACAGGCUACGUAACGAGCACGGCAAUACUAACAUGUAA
This is a messenger RNA of Anthostomella pinea, 738 nucleotides long. The record is from the annotation of a GenBank genome assembly. NCBI's taxonomy places the organism in Eukaryota, Fungi, Ascomycota, Sordariomycetes, Xylariales, Xylariaceae.